GUCCAUAUGGGAUCCCAGGCGUGUUAAAGGCAAGGGCUUUAGCUGCUAGGCCACUCUGCCGGGUCCUAGAAACCCAUUUUAAUAAGUUGGGAGACCUGAAGAAGGCAUUCCAGUAGGAAUUAAGUGUUCAGGACCAAGAAUCACUGGGAUUAUUUAUAUGUAGAAUGUUGAAGACCUAGAGUUUGCAGUGGAGUGGGAGGAGGAAGAUUGGGCAACGAUGGAAGGGAUUACCCAAGAAGAACAGGUUUGGUGGGGCAGACAGUCAUCUGGAUUUUGGACUUGAUUGAGUUUGAGAUGCUGCUUAUGUGCCUAUAUGUGGGGAUGCCCAUCUAGCAGUUAGAAGGUUUGGCAUUCAGAAGUCAGGACUACAGAGGAAAAUUGUAGUAUUGUGAAUUGCAGUGUUGUCUGCAUUUGCGGUGUUACGCAUUCAUUAUGCAAAUAUAUACAGCCUGUGAGGAAGUUGGGGGAGCUCUUUUGUAAGUCCAGCCUUGAAACUGGGAAGUGACUGGUGACUGUACAGCUUUUCUUUCAGGGGUGAUGAGAAUGUGAGAUGGAUUGUGGUUACAGUUGCAUUGAAUCUAACAGUCAGUUAAAGUGUUCUCCUUAGAUUGGUGACUUUUAGCUCAGUGAAACUUACUUUAAAAUUGACAUGCAAUGGAGUUUUUGCAGUCUGUUAAAUGGAUAUUGGAAUUGGGAGUAGAAAAAAAAUGUGGUUGUGAAUUUACUUUUACACUGCUGGCUGGUGUGUGCAUAGCAAACACUAGGUUCCAGGUGCAAUGCACGUGGCGUACUGGACAGGCACUGAGAGCUGUGCGGGCGAGCUCUGCAUCCCCGGCCUGCUGCAGCAUGUGGCGCUGUCUUCUGUUCACAGAGCUCAAUUGAUUACCUGCCAAGAACAGCAUAGCAUUCCCUAAAGGAAUAUGAGCAAAACAGGGCAGCAUCAUUGACUGAAUUAAAUUUGAACUUGUCCCCUGAACAGCUACAACAUUUGGAAAUUGAAUCAAUGUUAUCAGAUGAGUUAGAAUCCAAACCAGAGCUCCUGGUCCAGUUUGUUCAGAACACGUCCAUCCCACUGGGACAGGGGCUAGUAGAAUCUGAAGCUAAAGACAUUACUUGUUUGUCCCUCCUUCCGGUGACUGAGGCCCCAGAAUGCGGUCGGCUAAUGUUACCAGAUGAUACCCCAAAUCACACCAGUUCCUCCAAAGAAGUCCCUUCCUCAGCUGUGCUAAGAAGCCUUCAGGUCAAUGUGGGCCCCGACGGAGAGGAGACGAGGGCUCAGGCUGUGCAGAAAUCCCCGGAGUUCCUGACCACUGCAGAGUCUCCCAGCCUGUUACAAGACCUACAGCCAAGCGACAGCACUUCUUUUAUUCUCCUUAACCUAACAAGAGCAGGCCUGGGCUCUUCUGCUGAGCACUUAGUGUUCGUACAGGACGAAGCAGAGGACUCGGGGAACGACUUCCUCUCCAGUGAAAGCUCUGACAGUAGCAUUCCUUGGUUCCUCCGGGUGCAGGAGUUGGCCCAUGAUAGUCUGAUCGCUGCCACCCGUGCACAACUUGCAAAGAAUGCAAAAUCCAGCAGCAAUGGAGAAAAUGUCCACCUUGGUUCUGGUGAUGGGCAACCCAAAGACUCUGGACCUCUCCCUCCAGCGGAGAAGAAGCUGAAAUGUACAGUUGCAGGCUGCGAUCGGACAUUCGUGUGGCCAGCUCACUACAAGUACCACCUCAAAACUCACCGAAAUGACCGCUCCUUCAUCUGCCCUGCAGAAGGUUGUGGGAAAAGCUUCUAUGUGCUGCAGAGGCUGAAGGUACACAUGAGGACCCACAACGGGGAGAAGCCCUUCAUGUGCCCCGAGCCGAGCUGUGGGAAGCAAUUCACCACAGCCGGUAACCUGAAGAACCACCUGCGUAUCCACACAGGGGAGAAGCCUUUCCUUUGUGAAGCCCAAGGAUGCGGCCGUUCCUUUGCUGAGUAUUCUAGCCUCCGAAAACACCUGGUGGUUCACUCAGGAGAGAAGCCUCAUCAGUGCCAGGUCUGUGGGAAGACCUUCUCUCAGAGUGGGAGCCGGAAUGUGCACAUGAGAAGGCAUCACCUGCAGCUGGGAGCGGCCGGGAGUCAAGAGCAGGAGCUGGCUGCUGAGCCACUCAUGGGCAGUAGUUUGCUUGAAGAGGCUUCAGUCCCCAGUAAAAACCUGGUGUCUAUGAAUUCCCAGCCCAGCCUUGGUGGAGAGUCCUUGAACCUACCAAAUACCAAUUCUAUCCUGGGAGUUGAUGAUGAGGUGCUUGCUGAAGGAUCUCCACGUCCCCUGUCUUCAGUGCCUGAUGUGACACAUCACUUGGUAACCAUGCAGCCUGGGAGGCAGUCGUAUGAGGUUUCUGUCUUGACUGCAGUAAACCCACAGGAGUUACUAAGCCAAGGCGACUUAACUGACAGACAGACAUGAACAUGGGUGCCGACUCCUGGCGGACAGCUCU
Messenger RNA from Ochotona curzoniae (black-lipped pika), 2471 nucleotides. RefSeq names its product zinc finger protein 410 (gene ZNF410). The record is from RefSeq and is a predicted model, not a curated record. Gene Ontology annotation, cellular component: nucleus; transcription regulator complex; PcG protein complex. Gene Ontology annotation, biological process: regulation of transcription by RNA polymerase II. The coding region runs from base 1004 to 2440 and encodes 478 amino acids. Gene Ontology annotation, molecular function: transcription coregulator activity; DNA-binding transcription factor activity, RNA polymerase II-specific; RNA polymerase II cis-regulatory region sequence-specific DNA binding. The transcript has 12 exons. Lineage: Eukaryota; Metazoa; Chordata; Mammalia; Lagomorpha; Ochotonidae.